AUGGCAUUGUACGCAUGUUCAAAACGAGCAAGUUAUCUUGUUGCACACCUACCGGUUUACGAUUUCCUCGCUCCGAGCCUGCUUCAAGCUCCCCGAGCUUCUCACCAGAUUCGAAGGUUAAAUGUCACGAAACGAUGCUUUACAGCUGCAGGUUCGAGUGGAAACCAGAGCACCUCUCCAAGUCAACCCUCACGAACCCCGAAAUCCGGCCCAGAUGCUGCCUCCAACCCAGCACCACUCAAUAAACCUUUAACCCAAGCCCAGCGAGAUUUCCUCACCAGUGCCCUACGAGUCAAUCAAGCUGGCGAACUAGCAGCAACCCUCAUUUAUACGGCCCAAACACCUCCCAUCGUCUCCUCGCACCCCCACCUGCGGCCCCUCAUGAAACACAUGUACGACCAAGAAGCCGCACACUUCAGCACCUUCAACUCCCUGAUGGCAAAACACCGCAUCCGGCCCACAGCCAUGUACCCCGUCUGGACGCUGGCCGCCUCGGCCCUUGGAUGGGGAACGGCGAUCAUGGGGCGAGAAGCAGCUAUGGCAUGCACGGAGGCAGUAGAGACGGAGAUCGGGGGACAUUAUAAUGGACAAGUGCGUGUACUGUUGGAGAUGGCGGAGCAAAUGGAGAAGGACGGGGAGGAGAUAGGAGGGGAAUUGAGAGAGUUGAUUGAUACGAUCAGACGGAUACGGGAUGAAGAGCUAGAGCACUUGGAUCAUGCGGUGGAGAAUGAUGCAAAGCAAGCAGUGCCUUACGAGCUGCUGACCGGUGUGAUAAGAGCAGGGUGCCGAGGAGCGAUUUGGGUCAGUGAACGAGUAUAA
Messenger RNA from Hyaloscypha bicolor E, 819 nucleotides. Its product is annotated as COQ7-domain-containing protein. Gene Ontology annotation, cellular component: mitochondrial inner membrane. The transcript has 2 exons. NCBI's taxonomy places the organism in Eukaryota, Fungi, Ascomycota, Leotiomycetes, Helotiales, Hyaloscyphaceae. Gene Ontology annotation, biological process: ubiquinone biosynthetic process. The record is from RefSeq and is a predicted model, not a curated record. The coding region runs from base 1 to 819 and encodes 272 amino acids. Gene Ontology annotation, molecular function: 3-demethoxyubiquinol 3-hydroxylase activity.